Messenger RNA from Danio aesculapii, 2130 nucleotides. RefSeq names its product RAS (RAD and GEM)-like GTP-binding 1 (gene rem1). Gene Ontology annotation, molecular function: GTP binding; GTPase activity; calcium channel regulator activity. Lineage: Eukaryota; Metazoa; Chordata; Actinopteri; Cypriniformes; Danionidae. The transcript is spliced from 5 exons. The record is from RefSeq and is a predicted model, not a curated record. Gene Ontology annotation, biological process: negative regulation of high voltage-gated calcium channel activity. Gene Ontology annotation, cellular component: plasma membrane. The coding region runs from base 430 to 1326 and encodes 298 amino acids.
CGAGAACCUUCUGAUAACGUAUGAUAUCUCAGCUCAGCUUCAAAAGCAGGAAAUGACAGGACCUCGACGUCAUGGAGAUGCAGUGGGACGGUGCUAAAAACACACAUUAUAACAUUUCGUGGCCCUGGAUGAUGGUGAGAGACGCUCGGCGGGGACCCACGAGACUUUACAGACUUUUCGAGGGCCCGUUUGUUGAGCCGUGUUUAUGGGACCAUGUGAGUAAUAUAAACAGAAGACGCGUUUCUCCCCUCUGAGCUCGAGCUGAGUUGGCAACAGGAGCCCACCUGUGUUUAAUCACAAAGACACGAUACAUGCAACUUCACGCCGCAGCGUCUCUGAGGGCAAAGUGGGAGGAUGAACUGAGGAGAGACGCGCUCUGGAGCCCUAAAAGUUGUUGUGGCGAGAUAAAGGCAUACCUAUGUUUAUAAGAUGACACUCAACACACAGAAGGAGGGAAAGGAGCCGCUGAGGAGACGAGCAAGCACACCCAUCCCCUCCUCUCGUCAAGCGGGACGGGGAGACAGAGACCCCUCGACUGACCCCUAUCACCCUCCGCUCGCCCAGUCAGCCUCGUACCACCCUGGAGACAAGAGCAUCCACUCGCGGGCCAACUGGUCCUCAGACUCCGAAUCAGACAGCUCAGGAUCCGAGUGUCUUUACCGUGUGGUUUUGUUAGGUGAUCACGGCGUGGGGAAGUCAAGCCUUGCCAACAUUUUUGCUGGAAUACAAGAGAAGGAUGCCCACAAACACAUUGGAGAGGAUGCAUAUGAAAGAACUCUUAUGGUUGAUGGAGAGGAGACAACACUGGUUGUGAUGGACCCUUGGGAAACAGAUAAACAGGAGGAUGAUGACAAGUUCUUGCAGGAUUACUGCAUGCAGGUGGGCAAUGCUUACAUCAUAGUUUACUCCAUCACUGACCGCAGCAGCUUUGAAAGUGCAUCAGAGCUACGGAUCCAGCUGCGGCGCAUACGGCAGGCUGAAAACAUUCCCAUCAUCCUCGUGGGCAACAAAAGCGACUUAGUGCGCUCUCGAGAGGUGGCAGUGGAAGAGGGUCGAGCUUGUGCAGUGAUGUUCGACUGCAAGUUCAUAGAAACCUCAGCCUCCCUCCAUCACAAUGUCCACGAGCUAUUUGAGGGCACCGUGAGGCAGAUCCGACUGCGGCGAGACAGCAAAGAGAUCAAUGAGCGCCGACGCUCUGUCUACAAGCGAAAGGAGAGCAUCACCAAGAAGGCCAGACGCUUCCUGGAUCGACUGGUGGCCAAGAACAACAAAAAGAUGGCCCUAAAAGUGCGCUCCAAAUCCUGCCAUGACCUCGCUGUGCUGUGAAGACGCAGAUCACUCACAUUCCUCUCAUUGCUGGUCUGAUGGCGACAGAGAAUUUGGUUUUCAGAGACAUUUAUUAACUGUUUUGAGUUUGGUUCAUUGUUUAUUUAUUAAUUCAUGUUGAAACUCAUAGUAUUUACAACCUUUUUAGUGAUUACCUUGAAGACUGGAGGGUUGUUGCUCUCUGUUCUGUGUCCUAUAGAUCAAAACCAUUGUUAACAGUAUAUCACCUUUUAAGUGGACUUUAUUUUUUAUGAACAUUUUUUCCGUGUUUGCCUUAUCAGAUGGAAUAGGGAAUAAAUAGAACGAAUUUACAAGCAAUAUUUAUUAUUCGCUGUUGUUUUUAUGUUUUCUUUAAAAUAAAGAAAGUAUUUUGUAUACAGUUAUGAGAAAAGCACCGCUUGCUGGAAAAGUUUAAAGACAGCUGAGGCAGUGUUAUUUUAGUCUAAUAAAGCGAAAAAUAUUAUAGACAUGUCAAUCAUCGUUAAAAAGGGCAUGUGAAUAUCCCCCAUAAGCCUGUUAAAGUUUAUUUGGACGAGAUAGUUGGUCAGUAAACGAAGCUGGUCAGUAAACAUUAUGAAGGUGUCAGAUGUUUUCUCAAAAACUUAGUAUAGCAACAAAAAUAAUGGUUUACAGGCUUUCUUUGUACGUUACAUGUAUUUUGUGUACUUCUUCUGGCACUGGAUAUAGAGGUGGAAAUGCUUUUUGUACAACUUAAUGUUGUUGGUUUGUAAAUAUUUAUUUCCAAAAUUUGUAAAAUAAUAAAUGACUUUGAAAUAUGUAAAUAUAAUUAUGUUUUGCAUGAAU